CCUGCGCGGCUGCAGGGCGGGCAGCGGGGCGCUGCCGGCAGCCAUUACCGGGAGCGCGGAGCCGCCGCCGUCGCCUUGCCUCGCUCCGCGGCCCCGCCGCCGCACGGGGAGGGGCCGCCAUGGCGGCGUAGCCUCGCCCCCGCCCGCCCUUUCUUCCCCCGCUGCGGCCGCUGAAGGCGCGGCGGCGGCGCGGCCUAGCGCGGAGGGUGGAUCCCCGGCCUCGCGUAGCGGCUGCUGCCCGCCAAGGGCCGCCCUCCCCGGGGCCAUGUCCCUCGUGGCCUACGCCAGCAGCGAGGAGGACAGCGAUGCCGAGGAGCCUGCGGGCGAAGAGGAGGAAGCCGCCGACUCUCCCCCAGCCGCAGCCGAGCAGCCCUCAUCCCGGGGGCUUUUCGCCGCGCUGCCCCCGCCCAGAGCCCCCGCGGUGCCCCCGGCGUUCCUCAUGGGCCCCCCGCCCACCCUGAGCGGCUUCGGCGGCGCCGCGCCGGGCCAGGCCGGGACCGAGAGCCCCUCGGAGCCGGCUGCCAGCGGGGACGGGGCCACAGAGUCCCCCCGGCCGAGGGGGCUCCUGCUGCCGCCCCCCAGGAACGCGGCCACCGCCGCCUCCCCCCUCAGCCCGCCCCCCGCUGCCUCCCCCGGGGCGGGUUUGGGCCUCCCCAAGCCAAAGAAGAGGACGGAGCCGGUGCGGAUCGCGGCGCCCGAGCUGCACAAGGGGGAUUCAGAUUCAGAGGAAGAUGAACCAGCAAAGAAAAGAAAUCCUCUUCAGGGACGCAGCGAAGGCUCCGGCUUGUCCGCUUUGCUUCCUGAGCCCAAAAACAUGACAGUGAAAGAGACCAAUCGCUUACUCCUGCCCUACUCCUUCUCGAGGAAAGCAGGAGAAAACUCCUCCGAGUCCAAGCCUGCCAAGACCCCGAGCUCUUCCUCCAAAUCCAAACCCGUUCCCAAGCCGGCCGUGCCCACAACUCCGUCCCCGUCGGCCAUCAAAGCCGCGGCCAAGAGCGCGGCGCUGCAGGUAACCAAGCAGAUCACCCAGGAGGAGGAGGACAGCGACGAGGAGGUGCAGCCAGAGAACUACUUCUCCUUGUCCGACAGGAGCGAGCCCAGCGCCGUGGGCACCGAGCCCUACCUGUACCCGGGCACGGCGGGGUCGGAGGACCCUCCUCCCGGGACGGAGCCGGAGCCGCAGUUCCAGGACGCGGCCGCUAACGCCCCUCUGGAGUUCAAGACAGGCGUGGGCUCCAGUGGAGUUCAGCACAGCUGGGCACCCAAAGCUGGGGAGGACUACAGCAGCCAGCCCUAUGGGCAGUUCCCCCCCGCCUACGGCGAGCCUGGGGGCUACUACCAGGAUUACUACAGCAGUGGGUACUACCCCGAGGUGGAACCAGCCCAGGCCUCGCCCCAGGAGACCAGCACCGACUCCUCCUUCAUCGACGAUGAAGCGUUCAAACGUCUGCAGGGCAAGAGGAAUCGUGGGAGGGAAGAGAUCAACUUUGUGGACAUCAAAGGUGACGACCAGCUGAGCGGGGCCCAGCAGUGGCUGACCAAAUCCCUGACAGAGGAGAAGACCAUGAAGUCAUUCAGCAAGAAAAAAGGAGAUCAGCCCACAGGACAGCAGAGGAGAAAACACCAGAUCACAUACCUGAUCCAUCAGGCCAAGGAGAGGGAGCUGGAACUGAAAAACACAUGGUCUGAAAACAAGCUGAGCAGAAGGCAGACUCAAGCCAAGUACGGAUUCUGACACAUCUGUCCUGCUCUUUGGCCGGCGUCCCGGGUGACCUGCUGUGUCCGGUGUCUGCUGGCCUCCUGGAGAUCAGCCAGGCCCCAGGAUGGGGCUGGGAGGACACUGCACUCCCUGGCCUGGCAGGAAGAAGGGUCAUUGCAAGCAGGUCCUGAAACUCCACCUGUAAUCCUUGCCCUCCCUCCUUGUAAACGAUAACGUGGGAGGUUCCCGUCAGCCAAGGACGGUCCCGAGGCACCGCGGGGAACGUGCUGGGUGUGAGGCUGCAGCUCCUGUCCUGAGGGAACAGGCUGUGCCUCCUGACCCUUCAGCAGAGGCUCAAUAAACUCCCAGUUCCCACUUUGCUCCUCUCUUGGA
Molecule: messenger RNA, 2092 nt
Organism: Onychostruthus taczanowskii (white-rumped snowfinch)
Lineage: Eukaryota; Metazoa; Chordata; Aves; Passeriformes; Passeridae
Gene: PRCC
Product: proline rich mitotic checkpoint control factor
Exons: 7
Coding region: 266-1735 (489 amino acids)
Cellular component (GO): nucleus
Source: RefSeq, a predicted model, not a curated record